This is a messenger RNA of Bombus pyrosoma, 454 nucleotides long. Its product is annotated as insulin-like growth factor 2 mRNA-binding protein 3-A. Gene Ontology annotation, cellular component: cytosol. Bases 212 to 454 code for a protein of 80 amino acids. The transcript has 2 exons. Gene Ontology annotation, molecular function: mRNA binding. Lineage: Eukaryota; Metazoa; Arthropoda; Insecta; Hymenoptera; Apidae. The record is from RefSeq and is a predicted model, not a curated record.
UAUUUCACUUCGGGUCUCCUUGUGCGAAAUACUCGGUUAUCCAUCGUUAUCGCGACGUGAUCAUACAUCCUCGUUGGCGUGUUGUGGACAACAUCGUCAGCGAUCGCAUCGUCUAGCCGCGUGCCACUAGGCUGCAAAUUUUUCAAGCCACGUGACCGAGACGUAUCUCGGAAAAACCGCCACCAUAACGUCCAAGAGCGAGCCAACCACCAUGUCGAAGCUCUACGUGGGCAAUCUACCGUCGGAUUGUAACGAGAGUGCCCUCAGGCAACUCUUUCAGGAUCAUAAUUUGUCGUGUACGACGAUCCUGGUGAAACGAGGCGGCUAUGCGUUCGUUGACUGUACCGAUCAAUCUGUAGCGGAUCGUGCAAUCGACAAACUUAACGGAUAUACCUAUCUCGGAUCAGUGCUUGUCGUGGAGCCAUCCGUAGCUAGUGGACCGAAGAAACGGUAA